GUCUAGCCGCAGCCUCAGCACCAGCGAUGCAUAUCUGUAAUCUCUACACAUUCACAUAUGUGAAUAGGGCUUCUUCCACAACUACACCUGUCGUUCCUUCUCUCUCUAAGAAUUAGGGUUUUCUAUAGACUCACUGGGACGCCCACUUUCUCUUCCCGGAACUAUCUAUUUUUCUCUCUUGUUUUCUCUCAAAUUUCAAUGCCUGCAACUUCAUUCAUCGAAUCGUGCUCCGGAAACCCUAGAAAUUUCGAAAGCGCUCCCUUUCUCUUCCGAAAGGCGGGCGAUUUCCAAAGACCGGUGAAUUCGAUCUCCGUGUUGGCUGAGCUUGAAACACGGAUAUCCUAAUUUGAUCGGAGGCAUAGCGAUUUCCGACUUCCGAUGGCGCCAAGUCGCAGAAAAGGUUCAGGUAAAGCCGCGGCGGCGGCCGCUGCCUCUCGGCGGAAAUGGAAGGUCGGCGAUCUUGUCCUCGCCAAGGUCAAGGGUUUUCCUGCAUGGCCUGCUACGGUAAGCGAACCGGAGAAGUGGGGUUACUCAGCUGAUUGGAGGAAAGUACUCGUCUACUUCUUUGGAACCAAACAAAUAGCCUUCUGCAACCCUGCUGAUGUUGAGGAGUUUACAGAAGAGAAAAAAGAAUCUCUUCUUACCAAACGUCAGGGAAAAGGUGCUGAUUUUGUUCGUGCAGUACAGGAGAUUGUUGAUAGUUAUGAGGAGUUGAAGAAACAGGAUCAAGUUGAUGAUUUUAACUCUGCCAAUGAUGUUGCUGUGACAAAUAGUGAGAAUUUAGUGGACUCAUCAUCUAAUUCUGGGUUGAAGGAUCAGCCUGAAGCCCCCACAGUAGCAGUCAAUUCAAGAUUAAAAACUUCAUAUUCUGCUGAGGAUAGAAGUGAACCAAACCUUCCAAUUGAAAAUGCUGCAGCUGUGACACAAAUAGAUGGUUUGCAUGAUGGAGAGGCAUUAUCUCAAGAGCCUAAUGAUAAUAUGGUGGUUUCAGAAACACCAACUUUGGCUACUUACUCUUCAAGAAGGCGACUUGGGGGUAUGCGACUACAAACAUGCACUACACAGAGGAGGACAUCAUCAGCUCGAAUUUCUAGAAGUUUAUCAAGGGUGGAUUCCUGUAGAUUCCAGAAUCUCAUAAUGCCUUCUAAUGAUGGUGGAAAGAAUUCUGAGGAUGUAGCCACUAAUGGAACUAGGAAUGGAUCUUUGAGAAGGAACAAAAGAAUCCGAAAGUCACCAGAAGCAUCUGAAUGGCUUGAUGUGGAUUCACCUAAUUUUGUUUUGAAUGGUAGUGUUGAAGACAAUGGUUCUGAAAUCGUCACUGCUGAGUCUGACACCCUUAGUUUUAACGAAGGCAGUACUAUAGAGUCUGGUUGUAGACCUGAGCACUCUGAGUCUGUUGAAGGUUUGGAGGGAGAUAUUGAGUUGAGCAAAAGGUUUGAUCUCCAAACAAAGGCUGUUGUCACCAAGAAGAGAAGGAAACCAAAUAGAAAGCGGGUUACUAACGAUACACCAGAUUCUGUUAGACAAGACAAUGGGGCAGGUUUAGAGGUAAGUGUGCAGAGAAGUGGAUUAAAUUCAGAAAAUGUAUGUGAAAUAUCGAAUGAAAGAUUUUCCAAAGAAGAUGGUGAUGAGCACCUGCCAUUGGUGAAACGAGCUAGGGUUCGAAUGGGUAAACCAUCAUCUACAGUGGAGGCGCUUGAUAACCUUGUUCGCGUAGAAGAGAAAUCCCCAAUGGAGGUUCCAUUGAAUCUGUUGGAACAGGUUUGCACACCCUCAAAUUGUGAUGAUUAUGAUGUUAUUAGCAGGACCUCACCUGUGGUGAAAGGGUGUCUGGAUAAUUCAUUACUUUCAAAUGAUGAUAUUCAACUUGCAGAGGAUGAUACUCAUCUUUUGACAGUUAAGAAGAACCAACCACUCGGUCGUUCUGUGGAUGGUGAAGCUGCUUUACCUCCGUCUAAACGACUACAUCGUGCUCUAGAAGCUAUGUCUGCCAAUGCUGCUGAGGAUGGUCAAACUUGUGUUUCUUCUACAAAGGGAUACCCUCAGAUGAGCAUGGAAAAUAUAGCAGAAAAUGGUUUGCGUGUAGAGAAUGUAGACUCUCAUGGGAAUGGUUUGGAUGUAGAGAUUGUAGACUUCCAUGGCAACGAUGCUUCUGAGGAAGCUAAGGUUGUCUUGCCUAUGAAUUUAAGCACAAUGAUUUCAGAGGAAACUACAAAAUCUUCUUUACAAAUAGGCAUUUGUAAUCAACCAGGUGAAAAUUCUGAUAGCCUCAAGGAUGAGUCCUGCAAAGAUAUGUUUAUAGAAGCUGUAGUGGCUGAUGGUAAAGAUGUUAAUGGGUCGUCUAUCUGUGCUUAUACAACUAAGACUUUGGUUGUUGGCCAGAGCCCAAAACAUCCUGACAGAAAGCAUCCUAGUUCUGUAUCCAAUCAAGGUUCACUAGAUCAGUUGUUGCAUCCAAAGGACGAAACGAGAAGUGGAAAUUGUGAUUUGAUCAACAGGAGAGCAGAAAAACCUGAUGGAGGACUUGAUAAUUUAGGACAUAUUGGGAUGGUUUCAGGUCCUGGUUCCAAGGCUGAUGAAAUUCCUAAAGUUUCACCUCAAAAUUGUACCAACACGCCUCUCUGCGAUGUAAAGGAUAACUGUCAUGAAAAUACUGAGCCUGUGAAGCAUCCACAAGAUGAGAACAUCCAAAUUAAUAGCAUGUGUAAGGCUGUGAAAGAAGGCGAACAUGACCCAACACAGAAGGAAAUGAAUGCUCCUCCAUCUCCAACUUCAGUGAAGGAUGUGAUGGCUGAUGUUCAGGGCACACAACAUUUAUCUCAUUCUGCUUCUGUUUCUGAUGAACACCUGGAUGAUAAGGAUGUCUCAGGUGACCGGUUAAGUUUAUCUCCAACUGAUGGAGUAUAUUCUACUGCUCGGGCCUCUCUGCCCAAUACCUUAACAUGCCCUAUGUCUACCUCAGAUAAUAGUACUUCUCUUCAGAAUAAUGGUUGUUGUAGUCCUGGUGUUCAUUUACAUCAAGAGAAAACUAUAUGUUCAUUUGAUGCUAAUGAAGAAAGUAAAUUUGAAUCAACGGUUACCCAUAGACCAAAAUCCAUGGGCAAGUGGAGUAAUUCUGCAGAAGCAAGUGCUGCUCUAACAUCCUUUGAGGCCAUGCUAGGAACACUAACAAGGACAAAGGAGAGCAUAGGUCGAGCAACACGCGUUGCCAUUGACUGUGCAAAGUUCGGCAUUGCGGCCAAGGUGGUGGAAAUUCUGGCCCGUAACUUGGAAAAUGAGGCAAGCUUGCACAAAAGGGUGGACUUGUUCUUUCUUGUGGAUUCUAUUACCCAAUGCUCUCGAGGUUUGAAAGGUGAUGUUGGAGGAAUAUACCCUUCAGCUAUCCAAUCAGCUUUGCCACGUUUGUUGUCAGCUGCUGCUCCUCCUGGAAGUGCCGCUCAAGAAAACCGUAGGCAAUGUCUAAAGGUUUUGAGGCUUUGGCUGGAAAGAAGGAUCCUUCCAGAAUCCAUUGUUCGUCAUCAUAUGCGAGAUCUUGAUUCCCUUAGUGGUUCAUCUUGUACUAGUUCCUUUUCUAGACGCCUGUCAAGAACAGAAAGGGCUUUCAAUGAUCCUAUCAGAGAAAUGGAGGGCAUGUUUGUUGAUGAAUAUGGAAGCAAUUCAAGUUUUCAGCUUCCGGGUUUCUGUAUGCCCCGCAUGCUCAAGGAUGAAGAUGAGGGAAGUGAUUCUGAUGGAGGGAGUUUUGAAGCUGUUACUCCUGAACGUAAUUCUGAAACCCCUGAAGUGCGGGAAGCAACCCCCACAGCUGAAAAGCAUAGACAUAUUUUAGAAGAUGUUGACGGUGAGCUUGAAAUGGAAGAUGUGGCUCCUUCCUGUGAAGUUGAAAUGAGUUCAGCCAGGGAUGUUAGUGGAAUCAACAACGCACAUAAUUCACAUCAAUUUGAACCACAGUUUCCACUUUCAUAUGCCCCUCCGCUACCUAAUGACGUGCCUCCAUCUUCUCCUCCUCUGCCUACAUCCCCACCUCCACCGCCACCUCCCCCUCCACCUCCCUCAUUGCCCCUUCCUCCAUCUGCAAUAUCUGAUCCCUUCACUCACGAUGGUGAUUCAAAGGUUUAUGUGGGUACACAUAAUAUUCAGGACAAUUUGCAGCAAUCUGUGGUUCAGCAGUCAGUUGCACCAAGGAUCAACUCCUCGAUUUCAGAGGCAGUGCAUUAUCAAGCUCCUGAAAGUAGAGAUAUUCAGAUGCAGAUGCAGAUGCCUGACUCUGCUAAUUCUAGCGGUUUUCGCAAUUUUCCUGGUUCUCAUCAUCCCAUGCGACCAGCAAAUAAUGUUCAUCAGAUGGAUGGUGCUAACUUGCAUAAUAGGAAUUAUCACCUUCGACCGCCUCAUUCUGCACCAUCAAAUCAAUUCUCUUAUGUUCAGGCAGAUCAGCGAGUGCAGUCCAGGAGGGAGCCCCCUCCUCCCUACCCCAACAGAUUCCAUGGGGGGCAGAACAUGGAGCCUGGAAAUUUUUACAAUGACCAUGAUGGAAUGAAAUUGGCCCCACAUGAGUUUGGUGAGAACUGGAGGUUUUCUGGCCCCGGUUUUCAUGGUCCAUCAUAUCCUGACAAAGCCAAGAUGACAUAUUCCCAUUCCCAUCCUCCAUACAAUGGCCCACCAUGUGAGCCAACAAGAAUACCAAACCAAUGGUGGCCCUGUCCUCCCCGGCCCAUGAAUCACAGAAACUCCGUGCCUAUAAGACCCACACCCUCUGAAGGCGCAAUUCCAGUGGCAAGUAGAGGUCCCAACUAUUGGCGACCAAGAUGAGUAAAUUAUGAAGAGUUUGCUUUUCUCUGGCAUGGCCCAUUUUUGAUCUGGGUUCUGUAGCUUGUUUGGUCCUGCGGCUUGUUCAAAAUAUAAGAGAAUUUUUCUGGGGCAUUUAUUUGUAGGCUGCUGAGGUACAGAUGAAUUAGAAGACAAUGCAGCAGCACCAACAGACGGCAGAAAUGAUAUAAUUCUGAUUGUAAAUAUAUGUAAUUCUACCAUAGUUUCUGCAAAUGCGGAGCAGGAGACGGUCAAUGAAGAUUCGGUGAGCUUUAACCAAGCCACAGGCUGUCGUGUAUUCACCAUCUUCUUCUGUUUAUCUUUCUCAUCAUAAUUAAUUUCCUCCUCAAUCUUCAUAGGAAUUUUAUAACCCUUUUUUUCUUUUUUCUUUUUUUUUUUUCACUUUGGAGAGGCCAAUUUAUUUAAACUUUUUCACCCCAAUAGAUUCCUACCUUCAACUUGCAGCUCUACUGUAAAGAUUUCUCAUUUUGUUUUAUGCAUUGGGGAACGUCCUUUUUGACCUGCAUGUCUGGAUUAUAAUUGAGUGGCAUUUGAACAAAAUUAUCAUUAGAGUUGCGUAUGAAAUAUGUAUAUGUUUUGGUGGAUUGCUAUGACAUGGAUUAAAAAAAUGAUUCAUUUUUUAAUAAAUUUUUAUGAGGUGAUCUGUCUCUGA
This is a messenger RNA of Vitis riparia (riverbank grape), 5476 nucleotides long. Its product is annotated as protein HUA2-LIKE 2-like. Gene Ontology annotation, molecular function: transcription coregulator activity; double-stranded DNA binding. Gene Ontology annotation, biological process: regulation of transcription by RNA polymerase II. The transcript has 12 exons. NCBI's taxonomy places the organism in Eukaryota, Viridiplantae, Streptophyta, Magnoliopsida, Vitales, Vitaceae. The coding region runs from base 379 to 4806 and encodes 1475 amino acids. The record is from RefSeq and is a predicted model, not a curated record. Gene Ontology annotation, cellular component: nucleus.